This is a messenger RNA of Physella acuta, 3562 nucleotides long. RefSeq names its product striatin-interacting protein 1 homolog. Gene Ontology annotation, cellular component: cytosol. Gene Ontology annotation, biological process: cytoskeleton organization. Lineage: Eukaryota; Metazoa; Mollusca; Gastropoda; Physidae. The record is from RefSeq and is a predicted model, not a curated record.
ACUAAAAAUCUUAAAAAUGGAAAUACAGUGGAAUGAUGCCAUUGAAGAUCAUCAUCUUUGAUUCAGUUCAAUUUAUUAGGGCCUAUAGUGUAAUCAUACUUUAUUUAAUCUAAUUGCUUAUUAAAUUCCGGCAGACUGUAUGCCGGUUUUUGGAGGAGGAUCUGUAUUUACAGAUACAAGUGCAGAUUUAGAUUUUAAUGUCUUUCACCAUCCAGUAAUGAGUGAGGUAGAAAAGGUCGAUUUCAACUAUGCAGAUGCAGACAAACAUGAAUUUGAAACAGCAGAGCUGUACAGCUACACUGAAGAUUCUGAAUUUGCUUCAAACCAAGCCUGCUUCGAGGAGCUAGCCAAAGCUCAUGGUUUUGAAAAGUGGACGUCUUUGUCCUAUGAUGAUCAGAUCAGAUUUGUAGUUGGUCUGCAAGAUGACCUUGAGGUGACAGAAAGAGACAAACGUGUUAAAGCUAUUCAAGGACUGUUGUAUCUUGUACAAGGAGUUUUUGGUGAAUGUAAGUCUCAAAACCACAUGUAUGAUGUAAGCAGACGCUGUGUUUUACUGUAUUUGGACCUUGGACUGUACACAUCCCUCGUACAGCUGCUAGCCAUGGAAGUGGAGAACAGUAACUCAGCCCUUCUAGCUUUGAGAAAACCUGCUGUCUCUAUCACAGAUAGUCGAGAGUUGAGAUUUAUUCUUAACAUUCUCUACAUCAUGGUGGAAACUGCUAGAACAGCUGACAUUGAUAAAGACUUGAAUGAUCCAGUUUCACAAAAACUAGUCGAGGCUAGAGAAAUGUUUAAGGAAGAAUUAGUCCAGCCUGUGUUUGGUGAGGACCCACUCUCUGUGCUGCUGUUCACCAUGGUGACCAGGUUCUGUAGUGGCAGUGCCCCACACUACCCCAUGAAGAAAGUUUUACUACUGCUUUGGAAAGUUGUUCUGUUAACCCUGGGUGGUCUGCGUGAGCUGGAGAAAAAGAAGAAUGAAGUGCGUAUAAAACACAACCUUCCCCCACUGAGUGAGGAUAUGUAUACUGUGUGUGAGACCAUGAGGCCAGCAUCACCCCCUGCGUCAGCUGCUGAUCUCAUCGAGCACCAGGUUCCCAGGAGGGGUAUCAGAGCUGGGAAAAGGAGUUUGGUCAAACAGAGCAGUCUGGACGACUCCUUCGAGGCUGGACUGGCCAGAGACGAGGAGGAUGAUUUGAUGGACGGCCUGAAAACAAACAGCGAUGAUGACUCGCCUCCGACACCUCCCCGCCCUGCUACGCCCACUAUAUCACAUAGAAGUUUACCCUGGAAACCUAAAGUCAGAUUAAAAGACUUAGAGAACUUUCUAGAUCACACCAGGCAAAAGUUUGUAGGCUUUGAAGUUAAAAAUGACCACUCCUCACUCGCUGGUCUGCCACACCCCAUCCAUGAGGGAGUGAAAGUACUGAAGCAGCACUUGUACAUCUCACUGUCUGAGGUUCAGAUCAAGAGGGAAGAGGAGAUAGCAAAGAACCCACUGUCACUGCCAGAGACAGAGGUGGAGAAUACACCAGCUGAGCGCCUCUACCACGCCAUGUUGUCUAAUCUACCACAGUACAUGAUUGCUCUACUGAAACUGUUGUUGGCUGCUGCACCUACAUCCAAGGCAAAGACUGAGUCCAUCAAUAUUUUGUCUGAUGUCUUACCUGACGAGAUGCCCACCACAGUUCUGCAGUCCAUGAAACUUGGAAUUGAUGUGAACAGACACAAGGAGAUCAUUGUCAAGGCCAUCUCUGGCCUGCUAUUGCUCCUCCUCAAGCACCUGAAGCUCAACCACAUCUACCAGUUUGAGUUCACUAGCCAGCACCUUGUCUUUGCCAACUGUAUUCCUCUAGUGCUCAAGUUCUUCAAUCAAGAUAUUGUAGCUUAUGUCAAUGCCAAAAAUAGUAUACCAGCCCUGGAUUUCCCAGAAAAUGUUUUAGGUGACCAGCCAGAGCUCACAGCAGAAAAUAUAGAGAGUGGUGACAGCCAGCCCAACUGUUGGAGAAAUAUUUUCUCAUGUAUCAACCUGCUCCGCAUCUUGAAUAAGUUGACCAAGUGGAAGCACUCACGAACAAUGAUGCUUGUUGUGUUCAAGUCAGCCCCCAUUUUGAAACGUGCCCUGAAAGUCCGCCAUCCCAUGAUGCAGCUCUAUAUUCUUAAAUUAUUAAAAAUGCAGACAAAGUAUUUAGGUCGGCAGUGGCGCAAAUCUAACAUGAAAACUAUGUCUGCUAUUUAUCAAAAAGUUCGGCAUCGUCUAGGCGAUGAUUGGGCUUAUGGCAAUGAUAUGGACGCCAGACCUUGGGACUUCCAGGCUGAGGAGUGUGCAUUACGAGCUUGUGUUGAUAGAUUUAACAACCGGCGCUACACCAGCGGGGGGUGCGCGGAGCCAGACUUCAGGCCUGUGGACAACAACAUCCUCAGCCUGCUGGGCCAAAAUAUUGAGCUCAGUCCAGAGUUCAAAGUUCACUACGAGCGCUGGCUCCACAUGGAGGUGUACUCCAGACAGAUAGACUGGGACCAAGUAAUGCUGUCAUGAGAGACCUCUUGUAGGAUUACAUCACCAGCCAUCAGGUGGCCGUGUUCACUAGGUUGUACCACAGCACUCUAUCAACACUACACAUAAUAAAUGUACUCUAGCCAACUGCAAUAAUGAAACUUGGUCACUCAGUUUUCUUGUAUGAUAUUGUAAUAUUUACCUGUGCAUUGUCUUUUGUUAUGUUCUUUUAACUAAAAAAUUGAUUUGUAUUAUUUCAUGUUAGUCUGCCUUUGAUUUAAUAAAUUAUUUCAUGACCAACAGUAAAAAUAGCAAACAUCAAGUUUUUAAUUUUAAACAUCCUAUACAAAACUGACUUGUGUAUAUUUUUAUUUAAUUAUUCAAUGUUAAACUUUAUUUCUUACGCUGUUUGUGAUAGGUUGGUCAAUGUCACUAUUCUUCUCUCUGAAUCUCACAGAUAUUGUCACUUAACUUUAGGGGGAGAGGGAGGGGCGCUCUUCGAAUGUUAUACAUUGGGCAAUGUGUGACUGACUAAUGAAAUGAUGCAACUUUUUAAUUGUGUGAAUAAACCAAUUUCAAUAACAGCUUGUUAUAAUUACACCAGCAUGAGUAACAAUUUCUCCAACAAAACCACAAAAUGGAUGUAAUAGAUUGUUCAGCAAUGGAUCAACUACUAGUCAAAAGAAAAAAAAUUUGUACAUUGAAAUAAACAUACCUAGAUUCCACUGAAAAAUAUAAAGCAUAAGCUUUCUUUCUAUGAUACACCCAACUUGCUUAAAUAUCAAGUUUGAGAGAAAGUGUAAACAUAGACUUGUAGUUUUUAUAAACAAAAUUUUUAUUUCAAACCCACCCCCUCGGUUCUGAUCUGAGACCAAGUGUUAGUUUGUAAUAUUUAAAACAAUAUAACAAAAGAUUUACACAGUAAAUAAUUUUUGUUGCUGUUCAUAUGGUCUUGUGAAGUGUAAUGAGUUCGCUUUACAUCUGAUUCAAAGUUUUGGGUGACAUUUGUUUUUGAAUGAGAUGUUUGGUCAAGUGACAAUAAUUUUUUCAUGUAACAGAUGGCGGGUC